AUGGAGAGGGAGGGCAACGCCGCCGCCGCUGCUGGUGCUGGCCUCUGGGAGGCGUCGCCGGACGGGGUGAUCGUGCUGUCGGCGGGGUCGGCGGCGGUGUGGCAAAACCGCCAUCACCACCACCAGCGGGAGCAGCAGGUGUCGGGGCACGGAUCGGCGGCGGGGAUCAUCGGGGAGUUCCCGGAGCCGCCGGAGAAGGUGUACUACAAGACGAAGCUGUGCGAGAAGUUCGAGGCGGGCGGGAGGUGCGCGUACGAGGACGGGUGCACGUUCGCGCACGGGCACGCGGAGCUGCGCCCGCCGCUGCCCGUGCCGCCCGCGCUUGUCAAGCGGCGGAUGGCGGCCGCCGAGCACGAGAACGGGAGGGGCCCCGCUGGGUUCCCCGGCGGGGGCAAGGUGUGCUUCGAGUUCAGGGACAAGGGGACCUGCCACUGGGGGGCCAAGUGCGCCUACGCCCAUGCUUCCGCAGCCGAGGCCGCAGGAAUCCGCUACCCUGGGGGGCCAAGGCUGGUGGAGCCGGCGAGGAGGAGCGCGACGCCACCUGCAAGGGCGUUCUCGCCGGGGCCGGCGGCGGCCGGGGCGACGCGUGGCGGCAGCGGCAGCUAUGCGCCGGGUACCGCAAGGGCGUUCUCACCUGUUCCUGCCGCGGCCGGGCAGGACGAUGCCAAGGUCACCCGACUGGAGCUUCUGAGCCGCAGAAAGUUGAGCGGCGUCUACGGCGACUGGCCGGAGGAGGACUGA
Phragmites australis (common reed) is the source of this 741-nucleotide messenger RNA. RefSeq names its product zinc finger CCCH domain-containing protein 1-like. Bases 1 to 741 code for a protein of 246 amino acids. Gene Ontology annotation, molecular function: metal ion binding; mRNA binding. The transcript is spliced from 2 exons. The record is from RefSeq and is a predicted model, not a curated record. NCBI's taxonomy places the organism in Eukaryota, Viridiplantae, Streptophyta, Magnoliopsida, Poales, Poaceae.